This is a messenger RNA of Larimichthys crocea (large yellow croaker), 1923 nucleotides long. RefSeq names its product melatonin receptor type 1A like (gene mtnr1al). Gene Ontology annotation, biological process: G protein-coupled receptor signaling pathway. Gene Ontology annotation, molecular function: melatonin receptor activity. The record is from RefSeq and is a predicted model, not a curated record. The coding region runs from base 417 to 1481 and encodes 354 amino acids. The transcript has 2 exons. Gene Ontology annotation, cellular component: plasma membrane. Lineage: Eukaryota; Metazoa; Chordata; Actinopteri; Sciaenidae.
GCCAGCUUGGAGACGCAUCGCCCCGGUGCCAUUACGCGCAGCGAGGCGCACAGCUCCCCGGUAGUCUGGCAGCCACAUGGACGCGGGUUGUGGGGAUGCUGAAGGAGCUGCAGCACCCCCUGAAACCAGGCACCAUAAAGACACAGUUUAUGUGACGCUUCCCCUCUUUGUCACCGGGAUAUAGACUCCACGUGUCAUAAACUACAUGUUUAAAUCCUUUUAGAGUCCUUUAGAGGAACUCCCUCCUCCUCUCCUGUAGUUCUAGUUGUGAUUUCAGGUUCAGGUGUUAACAAAAAAAAAAAAAAAAAACUGAUCCCGGACUUUCAAAUUAAAGCCACAAAAUGACGUCAUGAGUCCACAUCAACACCCCAACUCGGAGUGACCGACUUCCAGCGUCUCCGGACAUCUCGUGCGUUAUGCUGAAUGGACCGACCUUCCGCGACCGCGACCCGAUGCGACUCGUCGACCCGAGGCACCUCCCGCAACUGAUGUCCUUGGAGGACCAUGAGCCCACUAUGGUGGAAGGGACCCUGGUGCCCCGCAACUCCACGCCGGCAGGGGAGGAGGGGACUCCGGGUCAGCAGCAUCAGUCCUUCCCCUGGGUAGUGACCCUGCUGGCCGGCGUCCUGAUCACGACCAUCGUGGUGGAUGUUAUAGGGAACCUGCUGGUCAUUGUGUCCGUGUUCAGGAACAGGAAACUCAGGAAAGCAGGAAACGCCUUUGUGGUGAGCCUGGCUCUUGCUGACUUGGUGGUCGCCAUCUAUCCCUACCCGCUGGUCCUGACUGCCAUUUUCCACGAUGGCUGGAUCGCCGGCUACAUCCACUGUCAGAUCAGCGGCUUCCUCAUGGGUCUCAGCGUCAUUGGCUCCAUCUUCAACAUCACGGGCAUCGCCAUCAACCGCUACUGCUACAUCUGUCACAGCCUUAAGUAUGACAAACUGUUCUCCAACAGCAACACCAUGUGCUACGUCGUGCUGGUCUGGGCGCUCACCAUCCUCGCCAUCGUGCCCAACUGGUUCGUGGAGUCGCUGCAGUAUGACCCACGGGUGUACUCCUGCACCUUUGCCCAGUCGGUGAGCUCGCUGUACACUAUCACGGUAGUGGUGGUUCACUUCAUCCUGCCGAUCGCCAUCGUCACCUACUGUUACCUGCGUAUCUGGAUCCUAGUCAUCCAGGUGAGGCGGAGGGUCAAGCCGGACUCGCGGCCAAAGAUCAAGCCGCACGACCUCCGCAACUUCCUCACCAUGUUCGUCGUGUUCGUGCUCUUCGCUGUCUGUUGGGCACCGCUGAACCUAAUCGGACUGGCGGUGGCGUUGGACUCUAGGCUGGGUCGGGCGAUACCGGAGUGGCUGUUCACGGCCAGCUACUUCAUGGCGUACUUCAACAGCUGCCUCAACGCUGUCGUCUACGGCGUCCUGAACCACAACUUCAGGAAGGAGUACAAGAGGAUCGUCCUGAUCAUCUUCAAGUUUCACUGCUGAGACGAGGCGCUGAGGCUGAGGCUUGUGACAAGAACAAGCUAUUAAAAAGUGAUAAAAGAAAGACAAACUUAACCUUUACAAGGAGGGAAAACAGUGCUAAUGAAAGAAUAAGAAAAUAAAGGCACACAUUUUGUAUGAGUCAGAAAAAUAGAAGAACUUGAAUAGCUGGAGGUGUGGAGGAGAGGUGAGUGGGUAGAGACAAAGUAAAAUAAAUGAUGACGCACUGAGAGUUAUCAGUGAUGCCUUCAGGGAAAAUGAGAGACUUAAAAAUAGGAGGCGGGAGGCCAGAGCUCGGGAGUAACUCUUAACUUAGUAAAGUGUUUUAUCAUCAUGUUCUUUAAGUAAUUCACUCACAAACUACGAUUCAGAUUAAACAUUGUGAUUCCCCGUUUUCCCCUUGAUUCAUUUUGAUGCAUAAACUUCACAGUGAACUGGUUACAAG